CUCCCUCCUCCUACUUCCCUUGACUGUGGCUGCGCGAGGAUGGCGGCGGCAGCAGCGGCUCCGGAGGGCAGCGGCCCCGGCGUGGACACCUGGCUGGACCGGGAGACCGCCCAGUGGCUGCGAUGGGACAAGAAUCCGUUAACCUUAGAGUUAGUGAAACGACUGAUUGAGGAAGGUAAUAAAGAAGAACUACAGAAAUGUUUUGGGGCCCGAAUGGAGUUUGGGACAGCUGGCCUUCGAGCUGCUAUGGGAGCAGGAACUUCUCGUAUGAACGACUUAACCAUCAUCCAGACUACACAGGGAUUUUGCAGGUACCUGGAAAAACAUUUCAGCAACCUGAAGCAAAGAGGUGUAGUGAUCAGCUUUGACGCCCGUGCUCACCCACCAAGCGGAGGCAGCAGCAGAAGGUUUGCCCGACUUGCUGCCACCACAUUUAUCAGUCAGGGGAUUCCUGUCUACCUCUUUUCUGAUAUCACCCCAACCCCGUUUGUGCCCUACACAAUAUCACACUUGAAACUUUGUGCGGGAAUCAUGAUAACUGCCUCGCAUAACCCAAAGCAGGAUAAUGGUUAUAAGGUCUAUUGGGAUAACGGAGCUCAGAUCAUCUUUCCUCAUGAUAAAGGAAUUUCUGAAGCAAUUAAAGAAAAUCUGGAGCCAUGGCCCGAAGCUUGGAAUGAUUCUUUAAUUGAUGGCAAUUUGCUUCUUCAUAACCCAAGUGCUUCCAUCAAUAAAGACUAUUUUGAAGACCUUAAAAAAUAUUGUUUUCACAGGAGUGUGAACAGGGAGACCAAGGUGAAGUUCGUGCACACCUCCGUGCACGGCGUGGGUCACGACUUCGUGCAGUCGGCUUUCCGAGCCUUUGACUUUGCUCCCCCCGAGGCUGUUCCCGAGCAGAAAGAUCCUGACCCUGAGUUUCCAACAGUGAUAUUCCCAAACCCCGAAGAGGGUAAAAGAGUCUUGAAUUUGUCUUUCGAUCUGGCUGACAAAAUCAAGGCCCAAAUUGUUUUGGCAAAUGACCCAGAUGCUGAUAGACUUGCUGUGGCGGAAAAGCAAGACAGUGGUGAAUGGAGAGUGUUUUCAGGCAAUGAGUUGGGGGCCCUCUUGGGCUGGUGGCUCUUUACCUCUUGGAAAGAAAAGAACCAAGAUCGCAGUGCCCUCAAAGACACAUAUAUGUUGUCUAGCACCGUCUCCUCCAAAAUCUUACGGGCCAUCGCCUUAAAGGAGGGUUUUCAUUUUGAGGAAACAUUAACUGGCUUUAAGUGGAUGGGAAACAGAGCCAAACAACUAAUAGACCAGGGGAAAAAUGUGCUCUUUGCAUUUGAAGAAGCUAUAGGGUACAUGUGCUGCCCCUUUGUCCUGGACAAAGAUGGAGUCAGUGCUGCUGUCAUUACUGCAGAGUUAGCUAGCUUUCUAGCAACCAAGAAUUUGUCUUUGUCUCAGCAGCUGAAGGCCAUCUAUGUUGAGUAUGGCUACCAUAUUACCAAGGCUUCAUAUUUUAUCUGCCAUGAUCAAGGCACCAUUAAAACGAUAUUUGAAAACCUUAGAAAUUACGAUGGAAAGAAUAAUUACCCAAAGACUUGUGGCAAGUUUGAAAUUUCUGGCAUUAGGGACCUCACAACUGGCUAUGAUGACAGCCAACCUGACAAAAAAGCGGUUCUCCCUUCUAGUAGAAGCAGCCAAAUGAUCACCUUUACAUUUGCUAAUGGGGGUGUGGCCACCAUGCGGACCAGUGGGACAGAACCCAAAAUAAAGUACUACACAGAGCUUUGUGCCCCACCAGGAAACAGUGAUCCCGAGCAGCUGAAGAAGGAACUGAAUGAACUAGUCAGUGCUAUUGAAGAAUAUUUUUUCCAGCCACAAAAGUAUAACCUGAAGCCAAAGGCAGAGUAAAACAUUCCAGCCUUAGGUGGAUAAAGAAAAAAUGGCCAAACCUAACAAACCAGCAUUCCUACUGAAAGGUUGAACCGGGCAUAUUCUCAACAACAACAACAAAAUAAAUAAAAUUUUGGGAAAAAAAAAAUAAAGGUAUUUAGCAUUUAAAUUAAAAAAAAAAAAAAAGAUUGAACCUGCGUAGUAUCCAAAUUUAAAAUUUUUUUUAAAUGAAGCUUUUAAAAAUAACCUUUGAAAAUAGUAUUGUAAUUAACAUGCCUUAGUUUACAUAAGUAAUAAAUGUAUAUCUUCUCUGUAAUUCUUUUUAUGUAUAACUAAAAUGGCCGGAGAGCUUAAAGUCUGUGCUGGUAGGAGAACAGCGUUUUAGGUAUAUAUGUAUUUACAUUUUUAUCAAUGCUUAUAAAGUAAAAUAAACAAACAGAUCAAAUAUUGUGUUCACGUUUAGGGAACAUACAAUUCACAAAAAAUGCUUUAAAAAGUUUUUUUGACCUAAAACUUUUUAAUACUAGUAACACAAUUAAGGAAACCCUGGUGGCGUAGUGGUUAAGAGCUCGGCUGCUAACCAAAAAGUGGGCAAUUUGAAUCUACCAGCUGCUCCUUAGAAACCCCAUGGGGCAGUUUUACUCUGUCCUGUAGGGUCGCUAUGAGUCGGAAUUAACUUUGGUGGCAGUGGUUUUUGUUUUUAAACCUUGUGUAUGUGCCAGGAAAAAACAGCUUAACCAUCUUUGUUUAGUUCCAUUAAAAUCCAUUUCUCUCUAAAUCUUGAAAACUAGACAGUUGGUUAUUUAAAACUUAAAACGGAAUUUACUGUCCCUUUUUUAUUAUUUAAUACAAUUUCACAUAAUUCUGAGACAGCAGUGACUAUGACCGUUAACUAUUCAUCUGACCUUGAUUUCUGCUUUACUCAGGUGUGAUCAAAAUCUAACACCAGACUUUAUUAUAAUAGAUUUCCUUUUCCAAGCUUGUUAGUUAAUCUCUGCCUUCAACUCGUCUCUUAAUUGAUGGUCUUGCAACCUUCCAAAGUGACUGCACUUGAGCACCCAUGACCUAGGACCAAACUAUUCUUUAUUUGUAUGUUUUAUGUUAUUUUCUAUUUUGAACUUGGAUUCAAAUUAUUUACAGCAAAUGACUGCCUAUUAUUAUUAUUGUCAGUCUAAAUGGUUAUUAACAGUUUCAGGGCAAUGAAAAAGUAUAAUACUGUUGACAAUGAUUUUUCUAAAGUAAAGGGAAUCAGUGUUUUUAAACCUUUGUGAUACAUAGCUUGUGUCCUACCAGAACCAGAUCUACAGUAUUCAAUAUAUUCUGUCAGCCACUUCAUUCUGGAAGCCAUCUUUGUUUUGUUCUACAGUGUUCAUAGUCUCAAACCAUACUCUAGAAAAAGAAACUUCAGAUUUGCAUCAUCUCUACAAACACAUUUUUUGAGCAUCUGUGGUGGUGCAGUAGUUAAGAGCUUGGCUGCUAACUAAAAGGUCAGUGGUUCAAAUUCACCAGCUGCUCCUUGGAAACCCUAUGGGGCAGUUCUACUCCUUGGAAACCCUAUGGGGCAGUCGCCAUGAGUCAGAAUCAACUCCAUGGCAGUGGGUUUGGUUUUGGUAUCUUGUACCCGUAACAGAAUUUGUUUCUGAAUAUACAAAAAUGAUUAAAACCCAAUUGUGCUGUGAUGAAGCUCAUAGCCUAGUUGGAGGGUUAAUGCCAUUAGUUGUCCUCAAAUCGAUUCAGACUCGUGGCAGCCCCAUGUGUUACAGAGUAAAUCUGCGCUCCAUAGGGCUGUCUUGGCUGUCAUCUUUUUUGAAGCCUGUAGGCAGGCCUAUCUCUCUAGGUACCGCUGGGUAAGUUCAAACCGCCGACCUUCAAGUUAGCAGUCAAGUGCAAGCCAUUUGUACCGCCUAGUAGCUGCAAUACAUACACACUCUAUAGUAGAGUUAUUUGCAGAUUACUCAGAAUUCAGAAGUAGAAGAGAGAUUCAUUCUGCCCCACCAAGGCCUCAUAGAAGAGGUGGUGAGUGAGCUGCUUCAUCUGCUGGCAUGAGGAGCAGCCCAAGAUUGAGGAUACAGUCUUCCAGGAGAGAGCAUGGCAUUAACAGAAGUGUAGAUGUGCUGGGAAGGGAAGGCAGAGGGUUAAGGGGAAAUGGUGGAAACAGUUCCCAGACAGAAACUUUAGGACUGACUGACCCACUCCCAUGCCAUUCACGUAUGAAGAUGAUUUAGAGGGGAUCCUCCUUUCUCUAAUUUCUUUUACAUAUUUCUGAGAAAUAGCACCCCAUGGAAGCUCAUUAAGUAUUCUUUGACUUUCUCCUGUUACUAUGGAUUGUGUGGUACAUAAAGCUCGCAACACAAGGCCUCUGGGUUCUUAUUUUGUUAUGCUAUGAACCAGCUCUGUGGCUUUGGUCAAGUCAUUUAACCUCUUAAAGUCUCAAUUUUGUCUUUUUUAAAGUGAAGAGGUUGUACUAAGUGCUCUGUAAGGGCAACUGUCAGCAUCGGUAAAUCACUGGCAGUUCUCUAGAAGAAUGAGCAGCUAGCCCUCGUACAAGACCUAACAUCCGAGGUCCAGAAAAACCAAACCCGCUGCCAUCAAGUCGAUUCCAACUCAUAGCAAACCUGUGAGACAGAGUAUAACUCCUCCAUAGGGUUCCGAGGCUGUGAAUCUUUAUGGAAGCAGACUGCCCCAUCUUUCUCCAGCAGAGCGGCUGGUGGGUUAGAACCACCAACUUUUAAGUUAGCAGCUGAGCACUUAACCAUUGUGCCACCAAAAAAAAAAAACAAAAAACUUUGUACCAAAGAAAACCAAAAAAAAAAAAACCUUUUUUGU
Loxodonta africana (African savanna elephant) is the source of this 4698-nucleotide messenger RNA. RefSeq names its product phosphoglucomutase 2 (gene PGM2). NCBI's taxonomy places the organism in Eukaryota, Metazoa, Chordata, Mammalia, Proboscidea, Elephantidae. Gene Ontology annotation, molecular function: phosphopentomutase activity; magnesium ion binding. Gene Ontology annotation, biological process: purine ribonucleoside salvage; carbohydrate metabolic process. The transcript has 15 exons. Gene Ontology annotation, cellular component: nucleus. The record is from RefSeq and is a predicted model, not a curated record. Bases 40 to 1890 code for a protein of 616 amino acids.